Molecule: messenger RNA, 1638 nt
Organism: Neltuma alba
Lineage: Eukaryota; Viridiplantae; Streptophyta; Magnoliopsida; Fabales; Fabaceae
Exons: 6
Coding region: 1-1638 (545 amino acids)
Cellular component (GO): membrane
Source: RefSeq, a predicted model, not a curated record
AUGAAUUUAGUUGGGGAAGUUGAGAAGAACGAGGCAAUUAGGAAAAUGCGCCUUGGGGUAAAGAUGCGAGAUUGGGAGGCUGUGCUGCGCACAAUGAGGCGUCUUCCACCAGAUGCAGAGCUGUGGCGGGCCAAGAUGAACAAAUGUGACCAAAAAGACGUCCUGGAGAUUCUGUCAGCCAGGAAUCAGUGGGGCAACAAUCCUCUUCACUGCGCCGCCUCUACGGGCUCUUUCUUCUUGUGCGAACGCAUCGUUGGUGUCCUUUCCACCGCAGAACAGAUAAGCCGCCCCGUUAUGGAGCGUAACAAUGAGGGAGAGACGCCUGUGUUCUUGGCUGCUGUUCAUGGUCACUGGGAGGUCUUCCUCCUUCUUAAUUUAUUUGUAGAACUUGAGCAUGCCACAACUGCCUAUGUGAAGUCCAAUGGGGAUUCGGUACUUCACUUAACCAUUCAACGAAAAUACUUUGAGAAGAAAAGAAGACAUGUAUUUGGUUCGCGGAUCAUGAAACAACUGCUAGACAACGACGCUUUUUAUGAUAGUUUGAUGGAGAGGGACCUGUUGGGGAUGGACGACGAUCAUCCGGCGAACUUAGCAAUGCUGCGUCCUUCACAUAAAGCAUCAUCAUUUUUAGGAUGGACACCAUUGUUGAGAGCAACAAAAUAUGGUGCAAUCGAAAUGGUGUGGGCAAUCUUGGAAAAAAAGCCAUUUGCGAUUGAGGAUGAAAGUGAUGAGAAGAAGAAUGUGAUGUUGGUAGCGGUGGAAGAGAGACAGUCCACCCUCUUGAUGCAAUUCAGGAAGAAGCCACACAUCUGGAAUCGGAAGCUCCACCAGGCAACCGAUGUCCAUGGCAAUACUGCCUUGCACUUGGUUGCCAAGCUUUCUCGUCAUAGGAAUAUACCUAUGUCUGCCAUUCACUUGCAAUGGGAAGUACACUGGUUUGAGUAUGUGAAGAAAAUGAUGCCGCCGGAGUUCAAUGAACGGCAAAAUAAGGAAGGUAAAACGCCGGGGAUGGUCUUCGCAGAGGAACACCAUGAUCUGGUGAAAAAAAGUAACGAGUGGGUGAAGGAAAUGUCCGGAAAUCACAUUGUGGCGGCGACGCUCAUUUCCAGUGUGACAUUUGCAACGUGCUACCAGGUGCCGGGAGGCUACGACGGAGGCAACGGCAGGCCGAUUGUAGGCAAUCGUUCUGAAUUCCACAUGUUUGCUAUCACGGCACUAGUUUCCUUUUGCUCCUCCGUCACUUCCCUCGCCGCCUUUCUCGCCAUUUACAGCUCUCAAAGUGAUCGGCCCAGGCAUUACCGGCGACGUCUGCCGUUGACUCUGUGCUUGGGUUUAUUUUCUAUGUUUCUCUCAGUUGUGUCCAUGUUGAUUUCUUUCUGUGCUGCGCAUACCUUUGAACUUGUUGGCCCCAUAAACAAGUCGUCUGAGUAUGUCCCCUUGUACGUUGGCCUCACUUUGAUCCCUCUCUGCUUUUACGGGGCAACUCAAAUUCCACUCUAUUGGCGUCUUCUCAGAGCUAGUGUUUCUCCUGUGCCACUCUCCAGGCCAUUCUAUGUGGAACAGUUAGAAGAAACACCACCAGAUGAAGAGGAGAAGAACAAGAAGAAAAAUGAAGACGCAGAGGCAUCGGAAGAGUAG